Caenorhabditis angaria is the source of this 3851-nucleotide messenger RNA. NCBI's taxonomy places the organism in Eukaryota, Metazoa, Nematoda, Chromadorea, Rhabditida, Rhabditidae. The record is from the annotation of a GenBank genome assembly.
AUGAGCUUAUUGUUGUCAUUUUUCUUAUAUACAAUACUAACCAAUUUUUCUUUUGUUAAAGCGAUUGGUGAGUUCUGUUUUCUCAAGCGUUUUUUCUUGACUAGUUUCCAGGCGGUACACCUAACUUCAAUUUCAAUCAACCUGUUGAUAUUAGUGAUCGAACGCCUUGUUGUGUAGAUCGACUAACAACUUUGACAUGUGGAAGAAUGAAAUUGAAUAAUAUUUCGCGGUUUAAAAAACGAUGCAAUUCAGAUCCUGAUUUUGCAAUGAUUCAAUGUUGUGCUACAUGUUUUGAUAAACGCUUCCCAGAUAGUGCUUUGAAAUAUAAUCUACUUGUUCGGAGGCAGUUAGAAGAUCCUAUGAAAUCUACGUGUACGGAUCGAAGAGGCGGAAAAUGGUGUAAGAAAAUGGCCCAAAGGUUAGUAGAGGAAUUAAUUUUGGAUUUUCGCAACUAUGGCAAAAUUAUAUUUCUGCGUGAUGAUUUUUUCGAAAAAUAAUGUGUGGUAAUUUUUACCCAUUUAGCAAUUUAUAAAGUUUCAAUUUCUAAUUUUCUUCCUAUAAAAACGUCUCGAGAAUAAUUUUUUAUUCAUGAUAGUUCUGAAACUCGAGAAAUAGGAAACUCAGAAAUGAAAGUGGAAUUUUUUUUUGGUCAUUUUUUGUGAAAUUAAAGUACAGAAAAUCCGCGAUUAAUUUGAUCAAAAAAUCUAUUUUUCAUUUUUUUUUCAAAAAAAUCUGAUUGUCACCAGUUUCAGUUUCACCGAGGAUUCUGCUCUGAACAGUGUUGGUGGAUGUGGCGCAUUUUCUUCCGCAUUUCGAGAAUGUCGAAAUACUUGCGGCUACUGUAGUGCUACUAUGCAAUUGACUGUGGUGAAAUAUGAUUAUCGAUUAGCGACUAGUCCGAAAAGAUGUGAUAUUAAAACCUAUUUUGCAAGAACUGAUGAUGAGUUGAGGAAAAAAUACGCAGUAAAUAAAGGUGAGAACUUUUCGAAAAUAGUUUAGAGAACAUUCUGAGAAAAAUAACAAUGAAAAACAUCUGAUUUCAGUUUCAGAGAAGAAGUUAGCGAUCAAUACAAUUUUUGAAAAUAAAUUCAAGAGGUAAAAGGCGGCUUCAAAUCAACCAAAACCUACAUUUUCAGAGUUCGACCCAUUGGCAAAACUAACUUGGAAACGACCGAAAAACAACGAUUAUUUCGUGGUAGAGGACCACAAUUAUGAUGAUUUUUUGUGACUAGAAUAAACAUUUCAAAAUAAAUUGAUAAAAUAUGUACAUGUGUAUAUCAAAAUAAAAAAAUUAUAAAAAUAUUGAUUGAGAGUAGAAAGGGAAAAGACAAUAGAAGUAGCAGGCAUACAACUAAAAAUGAUAAAAUUAUCGGAUGGUAGACAAAAAAGUACUUUGUGUAUGUUUGUGUUUUGUGUUGCUCUUGGCUUUGAUUUGAUCUCUUAUCAAUUGUUGUUUUUCUGCUAUUCUUUUGUUUGUUGGAUUUGAUCAAAGAAUAUGAUCUCUUAUCAAUCAAAAAAUUGACAGAUUUCAGAGACAUUGGGAGAAUGGGAAACUAAUUUGAUUUGGGAAAGUACUUCAGAAAUUGUAAGAAUAUUAUGGUGAUUUUGAUUGACGGAAACUGAUUCAAAGAAAUUUUUCGAACUGAAAAAUUCAAUAGACUAAUUCAAGAAAAUCAAAACAAAUCAACGUUGACUACACUCAUUUUGUGAAACAGAAAAUUCUCAAAUCAUAUUUGUUUUUUUAAAAGAUCACAACUCAAUGACAUUUCGAGAAAAUUCUCUUGUGUAAUUACAGGUUUACACUUUGAAUUUUUCAAUGCUUUCACAAAACGUGAUAUCAGAUUGUUGGCUUUGAUAACUAUAAUUAACGGAAAAGAGUACGGUAGUUCACUAAUGGAAUUUGUUGACAUCUUGGAGAAUAAACUUUGUACUUUUUGCUAGGUUGUUUUGCAGAUGACACGUGGGCGAGGAAAACAAUCCGAAGACAGGAUACGACUUCUGACAUAAAAACGAUCCAUCAAAAUAUGGAAAAACGCUUGAUUGAAAUGAUGAGCAAAAAAAACCAAAACCAAAACAAAACAAAAAAAAAACAGUAUAAAAAUAAACUGCCUUCUGAUUUUUUCACUCAAAAAUCAAUUCAACUGGCGGAAUUUUGAGAUUUUUGAAUGAUUCAUAAUAAUUUUCUCAUUAUUUUUUUUUACAAUUUUUCCACAAUCUGACAGUUUAGCCAUUUUUUUUUGUUUUCGAAUCAAAAAUGUGAUGACUCAUAUUUUAUUCCUCUUUGGAAAAUGUUAUGAAUGGUUUUCAGAUUUCGUCAAACCCUUUAAAAAAAUUCUAGAUUCUACUGAUUCAUCCCAAAAGUCAGAAAUAGAACAACCGAUUUGAGGAACUCCUCAUACUCAUAUUCAGAUUUAUUUGCUAUCUGAUAAUUAGCUAGCCUAUUCUCUAAAAGUCUUCAAAUAUUCAGGAUCAAGUUACCUAUUCAGGAUCGUGAAUAAUCGUAUAGUAGCUGAAAAAAUUUUAAGAAAAGUGGAAUAAAAUGAAUUCUCCGCCGCUCGCAGCCCUUUUAAACAAAAAUUGUACUAGUAAUGGCAUUUUCUUAUGAAAAAAACUAUGCGCUAAUUACUAUACGAAAUACAAAUUUGCCCACGGAUUUUCUGCAAAUGCGAAAAGUUCAAAGAACCACCUUUUUUUGCAUGAAACUGAUAAAUCGAUAAUUUUUCGGUCAUUUAUCCUGUUUUUUAUUAUCUUCCUUUAUUGUAUCAACCAAAUAGCCAACCUGUCCAUUAUUACGUGGAUUUUCGAUUAUUUUUUUUUGACUUGAUAUUUUUUUGUUAUUGUUGUUGUAAAAACAAAUGUAUUGCAUAAUAUUGUGAUUUCCCAAAAAAUCAAUAUAUAUCCUUGUUUUAUUCAUAAAAAACAAAGAGGGGAGAGUAUAAAUGUUAUCAUUCAUUCACAACCUCUGUUAUCGUUUUGUUUUGUCCAACUUUUUUUAUUUUGUUGAUAAUGGUCAUUCAUUCAUUUGUAUAUAGUUUUUCGCUGUAAAAUUUUUCAAAUUACGAAUUCAUUGUUGUUUUUUCCAGAUAUAUAAAUAUAUAAAAAUGAAAAUCGGAUUCAUUGGAGCUGGAAAAAUGGCACAGGCUUUGGCCAGAGGAUUGGUGAAUUCCGGAAGAAUCACAGCUGAAAAUAUCAUCGCAAGUUCGCCGAAAAGAGAUGUCAAAUUUCUGGAUGAAUGCAAGGCUUUGGGCUUGAACACAACUCAUGAGAAUGCGGAAGUUGUGCAGAAAAGUGAUGUGAUUUUUUUGGCUGUUAAACCGGUUCAUGUUAGCAAGGUAAGAGAACAUCUGGAGUGAAAUUUAAUGAGUUUUUUUUGGGAAAACAUGUGUUUUUUCUAGGUGACUUCGGAAAUUGCUCCAGCUCUUAGCAGAGAACAACUCGUUGUAUCGAUUGCUCUUGGAAUCACUAUUAGAAAUAUUGAAUCGGUAUGUUUUUUUUUUAAAUUUGUAUGAAAAAGUAGGUUUACCUUGCAUUUUUUAUCAAAUUUUCAGCAGAAAGUUCCAUUGACAGUUCAUUUUUUCCAGCUUCUCCCAACGAAAUCUCGUGUUGUUAGAGUUAUGCCAAACACUCCUUCAGUUGUUCGAGCUGGAGCAUCUGCUUUUGCCAUGGGUUCAGCGUGUCGAGAUGGAGAUUCAGAACUUGUCAAGGAAUUAUUGAGCACUGUUGGAUUUUCAGUUGAGGUUCCCGAAAUUCUCAUUGAUCCGGUCACCGGUUUGUCUGGAUCUGGACCAAGCUAUGUGAGUUUUUUUUUCAUGAUUUUUAUAUAGAUUUGUGAAUUCGUAUUUUCAAAAUAA